This is a messenger RNA of Pararge aegeria (speckled wood butterfly), 1523 nucleotides long. RefSeq names its product troponin T, skeletal muscle (gene TpnT). Gene Ontology annotation, biological process: muscle contraction; regulation of muscle contraction; sarcomere organization. Gene Ontology annotation, cellular component: troponin complex. NCBI's taxonomy places the organism in Eukaryota, Metazoa, Arthropoda, Insecta, Lepidoptera, Nymphalidae. Gene Ontology annotation, molecular function: tropomyosin binding. The transcript is spliced from 14 exons. Bases 142 to 1299 code for a protein of 385 amino acids. The record is from RefSeq and is a predicted model, not a curated record.
GGAAACCGCGGCGGCGGAGCGAGCGCGCGCUGCGCCAGAGCCGCCCCGGUCGCCGCGGACUCCACAUUCCAACGUCGCUGUGCUGCCGGUCUGGGCCUGAGUGACCGCCUUCAACCCUCGCGACAAUAAUAAAGCAUCAACAUGUCUGACGAAGAGGAAUAUUCUGGCUCCGAGGAGGAGGAAGUUGAAGAAGAAGUUGUGGAGGCACCCAUCCCCAGACAAGAGAGUAGACCGUCGAUCCCGGGUGAGGGUGAUCCAGAAUUUAUUAAGCGUCAAGACCAGAAGCGGUCGGACUUGGACGAGCAGUUGAAGGAAUACAUUAACGAAUGGCGCAAACAGCGGGCCAAGGAGGAGGACGAGCUCAAGCGCCUCAAGGAGAAGCAGGCUAAGCGCAAGGUUUCUCGCGCUGAGGAAGAAAAGCGCCUCGCCCAGAAGAAGAAGGAAGAAGAGGAAAGGAGGGUCCGUGAGAUUGAAGAGAAGAAACAGCGUGACAUCGAGGAGAAGAGGCAACGGCUUGAGGAAGCCGAGAAGAAACGCCAGGCUAUGCUCCAGGCGAUGAAGGAAUCAAGCAAGACCGGACCUAACUUUACCAUUCAAAAGAAGAGCGAUAACUUCGGCCUUAGCAGUGCUCAACUUGAGCGCAACAAGACCAAGGAACAGUUGGAGGAGGAGAAGAAAAUCUCCCUCUCAAUCCGCAUCAAGCCCCUUAACAUCGAAGGUCUUUCCGUGGACAAGCUCAGACAGAAGGCUACCGAGCUGUGGGAGUGCAUCAUCAAACUCGAAACAGAGAAAUACGAUCUCGAGGAGAGACAAAAGAGGCAGGACUAUGACUUAAAAGAGCUCAAAGAAAGACAGAAGCAGCAGCUGAGGCACAAGGCUCUCAAAAAGGGUCUCGACCCCGAGGCGCUAACAGGCAAGCACCCCCCCAAAAUUCAAGUUGCGUCAAAAUAUGAGCGACGCGUCGACACACGUUCCUAUGAUGACAAAAAGAAGUUAUUCGAAGGCGACCUAGAAAAACUGAACAAGGACUUCCUAGAGAAGGUGUGGCAAGAAAGGGCCGACCAGUUCGGCGGCAGACAAAAGGCGAGACUGCCCAAAUGGUUCGGCGAGAGACCCGGCAAGAAGAAGGGCGAACUCGAAUCCCCCGAAGGCGAGGAGGACGUUAAAGCCGAAGUUGAAGAUGAGGAAGAGCCCGUCUUUGAACCCGAACCCGAGGAGGAAGAGGAGGAAGUUGAGGAGGUGGAAGAGGAAGAGGAAGAAGAAGAGGAAGAGGAAGAAGAAGAAGAGGAAGAGGAAUAAACACGUGGAGCCAACUUCCAACAGGGUCAGAUCGCCGACUCAGAGCAGACGCGUCGGGGUGUACUGUUUUGUAACCAAUCCAUUAACUUAUCGCUAUUAUAAAUUAUUUUUAUUAAGUAUUUAUAUACUGUUGAUUAAUUCGUUACAACAACAUGGACUUUUUGCAUUCGUAUCGCGUUAUGAACAGCUAUGACGUCACAAUAAACUAAUUUAUUUCAUAAGGC